Molecule: messenger RNA, 3679 nt
Organism: Eurytemora carolleeae
Lineage: Eukaryota; Metazoa; Arthropoda; Copepoda; Calanoida; Temoridae
Product: multiple C2 and transmembrane domain-containing protein
Exons: 45
Coding region: 4-3315 (1103 amino acids)
Molecular function (GO): calcium ion binding
Source: RefSeq, a predicted model, not a curated record
AUAAUGAGAGGAGGAGCUGGGAAAGAUAUUAAAAUGAUUAUCCUCUUGAUUUUGUCUUGUAUUUUUGCUGUUCAAGCCAAAUCCUGGUCACGGCAGGUGACCAGUGUGAAUUCUCCGACCGGUCAACUUGAUAUUCAGACCAGGAUUAUAUCCCCCUCACCAGGAUUUACUAUACUUUACGAUUCUGAUGUUUCCUAUGAUGGAAGUUAUGAUGGAAGUGUUUUGGAGAACGAGGGAGAUUAUAGAGUUUGCUUCAGUAAUCAUAUGUCUACCUGGGCCGUCAAAACUAUCUGGUUUGAGGUGAAAGUAAAAGAAACAGAUGAUGAAGAGGAUUAUCAGUAUGAAGAAAAUGAAUAUAUUGAUGAUGAAGAAAUGGCAGGUAUGGUGGCAGGAAAUGAAAAUGAUGCCACCCUAUUUGAUUUAUCGGUUGAUGAAAUAAGAGGAAGUGUUCAGAAAGUGAGGAUUGGUGUUGGAAAAAUCAGACAUUUCCAGCUCAUGUUUGGAGCUUCUAUGAAUGCGGACACUCAUCAAGCAUCUAGCAACAUCGAAAAAAUAAAUUUUUGGUCAUUUAUUCAUCUCAUUCUUAUUCUACUAGUUGGGCUGGUUCAGAUGUCUGUUGGCUGCUUUCCUUGGCAAACGAAAGACUUGGGAGGAAGUGAUGGAAGUCUGUAUAAUCAGGAUGAAGAGAAAAGGGACUUUGGAAUGCGCCGAAGCGCCUCGGAAAUAAAACUUACAAAGAAGAAGAAAGAUGAACGAAAAGAUAAAUCAAGAAGUGUACACUUUGAUGAUGGUUCGACAACAAAUAAUAUUUCAAUAAUUGGGGAAAGAGAAAAUGACAUCACGACUGAUACUUCAAGAACUGGUAAUUGGAACUUCAAGACAAUGUUGAAGAGGUCGAUGUCUACUGAAGACCCUGUCUUGAACCCUGAGAACAGGAUGAUCAGGAAGAAGGAUGGAUCUCUUGAUGAAGGGUUUGAAAGCUGCUCUGAGGGAGUCCAAGGAAGAGCUACUAAGGAAACCAGGAACCCUGAGAAAGAACUGAACCAGGCAAAAAGUAAAGAUAUAUUGGAUGAGAAUCAUGAUAAAGAUAAUGAUGAAGUAAAAGAUGUUGAAUAUGACACUAUUACAUCUGUAGAAGUGUCUAGUAAAGUUGAAGGUGUAGAGAUUCCUCCUGCUAAACCAACAAGAUCAUCAAUAUGGGCAAAUGGUGGAAGUAUUUUGAAUGAAAUUCCUUUAUCCUACUACAGCUUUGAUUUUACCCUAAUUUGUGGAAAAGAUCUUCUUGCAAUGGACAAAGGAGGCACUAGUGAUCCUUAUGUUGUAAUUCUGAAGGACCAGCAACAGCUUUACAGAUCUGCUGAAGUUAAGAAGACGAUAAACCCUGUUUGGGAGGAGACAAAAACUUUAUACUUGGAUUCUCUCUCUACACUUACACUUCAGGUGUUUGACAAGGAUACUGUUGGUAAAGAUGAUUUUAUGGGUCAAUCCGUCCUUCAGAUUAAUACAUUAGAGAUUAACAAAAAGUAUGAUCUAUGUUUGGAACUUGAGUUUGGAGACAGUAAUCAAUUGAGGAAGAAAGCUAAAAAGGCGCAAAAUCAAUUGGGAAGAAUAGAAUUGUGUGUAACCCUGACUUCUAUAACAAAACUGGAAUAUAAUCAGGGAAUACGUAGUAUGAAAAAUAUCAACUCAAAAGAUUUCAAAGCGACAGGUGUUGUACAUGUGGUUCUCGUACAGGCACGCUCUGUCAAAGCAAUGGAUCACGGUAACAGCUCUGAUCCGUACUGCAAGGUAUCUCUUGGAAAAGAAAAGAGGAAAAGUCGAGUUUGUAGUUCUACGCUUAAUCCCAAGUGGCGCGAAGCUUUGGAUUUCUAUUGGUUUGAGGAGUUUACAGAUUUUCUUGAAAUCCAGGUUUGGGAUCAAGAUGUUGGCGAGAAGGAUGAUUAUAUGGGAAGGGUAGAUAUAGAUCUACGUGAACUCAGACAUGAGGUCUCCCAUAACCUUUGGAGAGAAAUACAGGAAGGAGAAGGUAGUCUGAAUGUCAUCAUAACAAUUUCAGGCACAAGCAAGAAGUCCUCGCCUUCAAACCUGGAUAAUUUUGACCAGGCUUGUCUUCAGCAUUUGGAGGAGAAUUUUACAAUAUCAAACUCGUUCAGAAAUAUCCAGGAUGUUGGAAGAAUGAUUGUUAAAGUUCUAAAAGCUGAAGGAUUAGCAUCUGCAGAUAUCGGUGGAGCUAGUGACCCUUUUGCAGUUCUUGAGCUAGUUAACCAAAGAGUGCAAACUGAAACGAAGAAUAAAACUCUGAAUCCAACCUGGCAAAAAGUGUUUAUUUUUGAUGUACUGGAUAUCCACGAUGUUCUGGAGAUUACUGUAUAUGAUGAAGACAAGGAUCAUAAAUUUGAGUUCCUAGGAAAGCUGAUGCUUCCUCUAUUGCGUAUAGAGAGUGGAAGACGACGUUGGUUCACACUCAAGGAUAGAACUAUGAGACGAAAAGCCAAGGGUGCAUUUCCCCAAAUUCUGCUGGAACUUCAUCUUUUUUGGAAUCCGAUUCGGGCAUCUAUCAGGACUCUUAAUCCAAAACAAUUAAAGUACGAAGAUAGAUCAGACAUCAAGUUCAAGUUUUCAACCUUCAACAAGAACGUGAACAGGGUGAAGACCGCCACAGCAGGGUUCGAUCCAGAGAUCUUAGCCAGGGAACUCACGAGUAUCUUGAACUGGGAGAAUAAGUUGAAGACGAGUGUUGUAUUCCUUGGAUAUCUUCUUGGAGUUUACUUCUUCCAACCUUGGAUGAUAACUUUCGGACUUCUUGUUCCAUUUAUUCAGAACCUUGCGAUAAGAAGAUUAACUGGAGGAGGAGAAGAGGAGAAGGAUUUAGAAGAGGAAAACCAAGAGGAAAAUAAUUCAACAAAAGCUGAAGAGGAGAAGAAAAGUAUAAAAGAAAAAAUGCAAGCAAUGCAGGAAAUUGCGCUCACUAUUCAGAAUCAUUUGGGAUUUCUUGCACAUGCUUUAGAAUGUGUAAAAAAUGUUUUUAACUUCAGUGUUCCAUUUAUAUCUUGGCUAGCGUUUGUUCUGCUGGCUAUUAUCACAGUUGUACUAUACAUGCUACCAGUUAGAUUACUACUGAUCCUGUGGGGUGUAAACAAGUUUACAAAGAAGUUGAUAAGACCUCAAGCAAUCAACAAUAACGAGCUGGUCGACUUCAUCUCAAGGGUACCAGACAACGAGGAACUGAAAGAUUUCCGAGAAAUAAGGGAAGAAAAUGAACAGGAUAAAAAGAGAUUACAGAAACUUCCAACUAGAGACUCGGAUAUUAUUUAGAGGGGGAGGAGUGAAAUAACCACGCCCCCAAAGAAACCAUCAGACAGCUGACGGAAUAUUAAGUGACCAUUCACUUGAUCACAAGAUGUCGUCAGCGAUUCACAACAGUGCCUUGUAGAAACUUAUAUCCAUCGUUUUUCAUGUCGGAUGAUGAUUUAAGGCUUUUCUGGAUUUCUUCUGCACAGACAAGCAAGAAAACACCAGAGAAUAUUCGCAUUUACAUUACAAUUGCUUUUUUAAAACUCAAGCAUUUAAAACAUCUAAAAUUAUAUACAUUUAGAUUGUAAGAGUUUGUACUUUUGCAACCACCUUUUUCUACCUCUAAAUUAAAUCUUUUAUAUUUGAAAUAUAAAAUUGAAUUCUU